Molecule: messenger RNA, 1107 nt
Organism: Cynocephalus volans (Philippine flying lemur)
Lineage: Eukaryota; Metazoa; Chordata; Mammalia; Dermoptera; Cynocephalidae
Gene: FAM187B
Product: family with sequence similarity 187 member B
Exons: 2
Coding region: 1-1107 (368 amino acids)
Source: RefSeq, a predicted model, not a curated record
AUGCUGACCACCCUGUGGCUGCUGCUUGGCUUUGCUGCCCCGGUGCUGGGGCACUACAUUUCCAUCAGCUGUCCCAGCGGGAGGCAGUGCCGGCAGGCCCUACUCUCAGGCAAUGAUAUCGUCCUGCGGUGCAACUCUUCCGGGGCACAGUGGUACUUCUACUUCAUGCAAGGCAAGGAUGAAUGGCCCACCAACCUCACCAGUGUGUCCAAUAUAAAAAUAAUGCCCGAGGGCAGCAUUGUCGUUAGAAAUCCAUUGCCCUCCCAGACGGGCUUCUACCUCUGCUGGAACAAGAAUGACACCCAAGUGCUGCAGUAUGAGAUUGACUUCCAGGACGUCACCACCCUGCAUAUUACACACAAAGGCCUGGGUCAAAAGCCCCUGAAGAAUGAAACCCUGCACCUGGGUGGUGAGGAGCUCAUCUUUACCCGCUGGGAGCCCUGGCAGGACUGCAACCGCUGUGGGGAGCCAGGAGAGCGCAAACGCCUGGGGUACUGCUACAUCGAGGAGCCCCUGGAGGAGCCCAUGCCCUGCUGGCUCUAUAUGGGAGAGGUGAAGGUGUGGUCCAACCGCAUGCGGCCUGAGAUGCAGGUGGAAGACUGCCAUGUCCAGUGCAAGGAUACCAUUCCAUUUGGGACAGACUUCAUCACCUUUGACAACUUCAAGCUCGAUGAAGAGUCCGAAUCUGCGUGGCUCACCUGCCCCUUAGGAUCCAUCUACAGGCCCGUCCUGUGGGAAGCCAACAACACCCCCCUGACUUGGCAGGGCCAGCUCUCUGGCCAGGACAUCAGCACCUUCCUGGACCCAUCCACCGGCGGCCGGCAGCUGCAGAUCUUCCAGCCAACCAUUUACAGGUGCUUCGUGCAGCAGGAGCUCAUGGCCCAGUUCAAUGCCAUGACCAGUCCAGAGGUGCUGGAGGCUAAGAGGAGGGCUGAGGCACAGCAGUGGAAGGCAGAACAGUCCCUGCAGGGGAAAGCAGACUCUGUUGUCAAGGGGCUGAAGUUGAUGCUGCCUUUGGUCACCGUCCUGGCCCUGGUGGGACUGCUGCUCAAGUUCCACCGCCCUUCCCAGGGCAAAAAAAGAAAUCGGAUGCUGCUGGUGAAAUAA